AUGGGUCUACCACAGGACUACGAGACAACCAAGAUGGACGAAACUCAGGUCACAAUCCCCUUUCCUGCACCAACGAAGCAAGUCGCAGGCGAAGUGAACGGUGUCAAGACCGACGUGAUGAGUCUCUCUUUUGCGGACAAAAUCAUGAUCACGGUCACACAGAACGGCAAAUUGUCGCAAUGGGUCACGGUGCCGCUGCUCAGCGACAAUCCAACACAUUUAGAUCCCUAUUUCCAAACGAACCGCUCUGGCGACGACGCCCUUCUCCCAUCGACUCGCUUCUCUCCACGGGUAUUGCUUGGGGCUGGUGGCCCUGACCGCGAGGUGAUGGGCCAGCUGUACGCCUCUCAGAUUGCAAACGCCAUCAUCACCAAGACGCCGGAGGAGAGCCGACAGCUCAUGCUCGGGUUGGGCCUCGCUAACGUCGCACUGGAGAGAGAUGUCUUUCUACAAAUCGUUGAUCUCGUUCUGUCUGUGAUCUGA
Molecule: messenger RNA, 483 nt
Organism: Capronia coronata CBS 617.96
Lineage: Eukaryota; Fungi; Ascomycota; Eurotiomycetes; Chaetothyriales; Herpotrichiellaceae
Exons: 2
Coding region: 1-483 (160 amino acids)
Biological process (GO): proteasome assembly
Source: RefSeq, a predicted model, not a curated record